Messenger RNA from Acytostelium subglobosum LB1, 621 nucleotides. RefSeq lists its product as hypothetical. Lineage: Eukaryota; Evosea; Eumycetozoa; Acytosteliales; Acytosteliaceae. The record is from RefSeq and is a predicted model, not a curated record. The coding region runs from base 1 to 621 and encodes 206 amino acids. The transcript has 2 exons.
AUGUACUCUAAUGAGGAGGGAUCGUUCAACUUUAACAAUGCCAAUAUAUUCUCACCGGAUUCACCAAGUCCGGCAUUUGGAACGCCCGUGAUGUCUGGUCGCAGCACUCCAAUGGGCUUCCGUCGACGCCGCCCCUCACUCACACCUUACAAUCGAGAUAUCUUACACUCAUUGCCUGAUAUUGCUGGUACCAACAUCUCUGGCGGUAGUGGCAGUGGCAGUGGCAGUGGUGGCGGUGGAUACUCUAGCAGCAACAACAAAGACAUUGACGACAAAGACUACGAAGUCAUCAGACGACUAUUCCAGAUGCGAUCUGCAAGGUCAUCGCCCCAGACACCUGUAUUUAAACCUCAUCCUCAACAGAAAUCAUCAACCACUUCACCUUCCACAACCAAUAUUACAUCUCCAUCUCAACUUGUCAAACAAUCGAUGUCACCAGCGCCAACCUAUACACCUCAUCCUCACCGACGAUCCCAUCUUGGUAACAAGAAGUCCAGCAGCUCUGCACCAAGUUCACCUUUCACAAGUCAAACCAAAAGUGAUGGUGAUAGUGAUGGAAAUGGAGAAGGAAAUAGCAAUGACAAUGACGAUGGUGGCUCAAGCAGCUAUUCGAAUAAAUAG